UUCCAAAGUGCUGGAGUACAGAGCCAAAAGAACAACAAAAUUGUAUCUGGGCAAUAUAACUUUUUUUUAUAUCUUUAGAAAGAAAUCACAUAAUACCAUAUCUGACAGCAAAAUUAUUUGUAUCUGAUAUUUGAUUGUUAUUCAUCCAAAUACAUUAGUCUAAUUUUUGCAAUAUUGUUUUUAAAUACUUUUAUUUUCAUAAAUAAAUAUUGCUUAAUUUUACCAUGCUGUUUCAUCAGGUAUUUCUCUAUUCACUAAGUCAGACAUAAUCACUUUACCAUGUAACCUCAUAACUACCCGGUAAACAGACUGUAAACUGAGUCAUCCUGAUUUUACACAGUCAUCUCCUUAAGUCUCCACCCCUUCCCCUUUGUCUGACAGCAUAAAGAGGGAAGGAACCAGUGUACCUGCAUCACCAAAGUGGGACAACGUGACAACAGAACCUUCCUCCUUUUAGCAGUCAUACUGUAGUAGAACGACAGUAAAUGCUUGGUUUCUUCUGCACCCUUCUGCUUCUGUAGGUGUACUGAUAGCACCCUACCUUCUACUAAACCUGCCAACCAACCUUCAGUUCCCAUCACCUCUCCUUCCACCUGCAGAGAGAGAGAGAAAAAAGAGAAAAAGAAAUCACCUUAAGAAAGGGAGAGAAGGCAGUUAUCAUGGAUACGAGGAAGCACCUGUGUUCCCUGGCCCGUAUGUUGCUGCCUGCCCUGGGCUUUGUCCUCAUCUGUGUGGGGGCCUACCUGAUGUCCCGCCACAAUGCCUACAACAGCUCCCUGCGUUACAUCCUGGACUACUUCCUCAUUGCCUGUGGCUUAUGGUGCCUCCUCACCGGGGUCUUCUGGACCAUCUGCCAUGGCAUGAAGAGGAAGAGGCAGCACCAGAGGAGCAGGCGCCACCACACCGCUGCACACAUCCAUGUCUACACCGUCGACAGACCCAGCUUCCACCUUCCUUCAUAUGAAGAGUCUCAGCAGAACCACACCUCUGCCUUCUCUGCUACUGCAGCUGCAGCUUACUCUGUGCUGGGGCUCUCUGAAGACGGCCUGAGGUUCAACCUGGCCCCCCCUCUGUACACCCAGGACAUCUCGGAGGCCCCAGACCACACCUUCAACCAUGAAGAACCACCUGCUUACUCUGAGAUGGCCAUGCAGCCGCACAGGGAGCCACAGGAGCUUCCACAGCAACCAGAACAUUCCCGCUUGGACAGAGUUCCAUGUCCUGAGCUGAACGGUCGAUAGGUGGUGGACUCUGGAAGGUGAUGAUAUCACCUUUGUGUACUGUUUAAAACGAGUGUCUCCCUGCCUGACCUCUGACCUUUCAGGAGAUGUAAACAACAUGGCCCUUUCAGCUCAGAGAGAGGUAUGGCAGCAAAGCCUGCUGCUCCUGGCAUCAUGGUUGUCUGGAGAACGGAGACAGGUGGGAGUGAUAGCUAGGAAUGAGACUGUCUUGAGCUUUUGCUGAGACCUGAAAUACUAUGUGACUGAAACAUCUUUGCUGUUACACAUGUGGCUGAACGGUAGUAACCUAUAGCAACAGGUAGUUCAGUGAGCUACAGGUUGAUCAAGACUAAUGUCUAUAGAAUGCUAGUGAAGGAUGACAGUCUAGGUAUGGAUGUCUCUAUAAAUCUGAUGCACUUUAAAAAACACAGACCAGCUUGUUUUUGCUCGUUGUUGGAUGUGACUCUGAGUGCAGUAUUGGUACACUAUAUAUACAAAAGUAUGUGGACACACCUUCAAGUUACUGGAUUUGACUAUUUCAGCCACACUCAUUUCUGACAGGUGGAUAAAAUCAAGCACACAGCCAUAGGAUGUCACCUUUCCAACAAGUCAGCUGGUCAAAUUUCUGCCCUGCUAGAGCUUCCCCAGUUAAAUGUAAGUGCUGUUAUUGUGAAGUGGAAACGUCUAGGAGCAACAAUGGCUGAGCUGCAAAAUGGUAGGCCACACAAGUUCACAGAAUGGGACCACCAAGUGCUGAAAUGCAUAGCUACCAAGUUCCAAACUGCCUCUGGAAGCAACAUCAGCACAAGAACUACUCAUCGGGGGCUUCAUGAAAUAGCUUUCCAUGGCCGAGCAGCCGCACACAAGCCUAAGAUCACCAUGCGCAAUGCCAAGCGUCGGCUGGAGUGGUGUAAAGCUCACCGCCUUUGGACGUUAUUUGGAGUGAUGAAUCCCGCUUAACCGUCUGGUAGUCCAACGGACGAAUCUGGGUUUGUGGAUGCCAGGAGAACGCUACCUGCCCUAAAGCACAGUGCCAACUGUAAAGUUUGGUGGAGGAGGAAUAAUGUUCUGGGGCUGUUUUUCAUGGUUCUGGCUAAGCCCCUAGUUCCAGUAAAGAGAAAUCUUAACGCUACAGCAUACAAUGACAUUCUAGACGAUUCUGUGCUUCCAACUUUGUGGGAACAGUUUGGGUAAGGCCCUUUCCUGUUUCAGCAUGACAAUGCCCCCGUGCACAAAGCGAGGAACAUACAGAAAUGUUUUGUCGAGAUCAGUGUGGCGGAACUUGACUGGCCUCCACAGAGCCCUAACCUUAACCCCACUGAACACCUUUGGGAUGAAUUGGAACGCCGACUGCGAGCCAGGCCUAAUCGCCCAACAUCAGUGCCCAACCUCACUAAUGCUUGUGUCUGAAUAGAAGCAAGUCCCCGCAGAAAUGUUCCAACAUCUAGUGGAAAGCCUUCCCAGAAGAGUGGAGGCUGUUACAGCAGCAACGGGGGAACCAACUCCAUACUAAUGCCCAUAAUUUUGGAAUGAGAUGUUCGACAAGCAGGUGUCCACAUACUUUUGGUCAUGUAGUGUAUCUGUUUACCAAGAGCACUGUACAGUACGUUAACAUCACAACGUUGUACAUGGAGUUGUAUUGUACUCGUAUAUUGUCUGUGUUCUGCAGCCACUGAGAGCUUUUAUAAGCAAAGAAUGUUUAUCAAAAAUAAAAUAGAUUUUAUCAUAAAAUCUGUGAUUCUCAGUGAAUCUGUUACAUCUGCCCAGCUGAAACCUUCUCCACAUUCAUGUACUUUUCACAACAAUCAAACUCAUCAAUAAAAGAGGGGCUGAAGAUUUAAGUCUCAGAUUACGUAACUUGAUAAACAUACACACACACCCAGCCUCUAGCUGGCUCAUUCAAACCCUCUGCUCUCCACUGCAACACACGCAGCCUCUAGCUGGCUCAUUCAAACCCUCUGCUCUCCACUGCAACACACCCAGCCUCUAGCUGGCUCAUUCAAACCCUCUGCUCUCCACUGCAACACACCCAGCCUCUAGUCGGCUCAUUCAAACCCUCUGCUCUCCACUGCAACACACCCAGCCUCUAGCUGGCUCAUUCAAACCCUCUGCUCUCCACUGCAACACACCCAGCCUCUAGCUGGCUCAUUCAAACCCUCUGCUCUCCACUGCAACACACCCAGCCUCUAGUCGGCUCAUUCAAACCCUCUGCUCUCCACUGCAACACACCCAGCCUCUAGUCGGCUCAUUCAAACCCUCUGCUCUCCACUGCAACACACCCAGCCUCUAGUCGGCUCAUUCAAACCCUCUGCCCUCCACUGCAACACACCCAGCCUCUAGUCGGCUCAUUCAAACCCUCUGCCCUCCACUGCAACACACCCAGCCUCUAGUCGGCUCAUUCAAACCCUCUGCUCUCCACUGCAACUCAUCCCAACGUUGUUGUUGUUGUAAUGAGACUCCUUCAGUCAACCUCAGUCCACUUGGUAACAUAAAGGUUGUUGAACACUGUUGUGAACACAUACACACACCUGAGGUUAAGGUAGGUCUUAUUCCUGAGCUCAAAGCGUAAGGGCUGCUGUUUACUGGCCACCAGUGUCUUUUAAACCUGCUAUGUUAGGUACCUGGCCACAGACAGGUCAAGUGUCCAGAGUUCAUGAAAGGGAAUCAGCCUUUUACAAUCUUAUGUCUGUCUGUAUCCGAAAGGAAACAAUGCCAUGUACUCACAUUUAACGACUGCAAUAAAAGCCAUUAUGCAAUCAAAGUCUA
Molecule: messenger RNA, 3986 nt
Organism: Salmo salar (Atlantic salmon)
Lineage: Eukaryota; Metazoa; Chordata; Actinopteri; Salmoniformes; Salmonidae
Product: transmembrane protein 252
Source: RefSeq, a predicted model, not a curated record